AUCUCUGUCGGGUUGACGUAUAUAUGAGGUCGGGGUGUACACGGCACCAUACACUUCGGACACAGAGAGAAGUCGACUGUCCUUCAGCAGCUAUGCAUCUCCACCUACCCGCAACAUUAGCUGUGCUCUGCUGUGUCUCUGUCGCCACAGGAUAUGACCUAUUUGUUGACCUGACGUCAGGAACGACCAUCAACACCAGCAGCUCUCUGUCCUGGAAGACAACACUAUAUGGAACAGGCACGUGCGGGAAGAGGGGCGUUCUCAAGCUGAGCUUUGGGGCCCCUGGGUCUAAAAGCAGGAAGAACAAAGUUCUGAUUGACAUGUGGUUUAGCAACCCAUCAGGCUGGGUGUUCAACAUCGGCGACUCACCAACCAACAAUGGAUACGGUGGUGAUAGUCGUUCCACAUCUCGAGACGCCGAAAUACAAGGAACAAGUUCAACAUUUCGUAUCUAUGGUAACGAUAUGAACUCGCCAAAAGGAGGGAUUCUCUUGACCCGGCCCAACAUCAUCUACAACCGUCUCAGCGUCAUCAUCGCCGACGGCCUCGUCAUCUGGAACAAUUGGGGAGCAGAGUUCAACUAUUUCCUCAACACAAACUUACUUUUUGCCUUGAACGGACAGUCGGACUCCGAGGGCGGCUCCCCCAACUACGACAUCUACUUCGGCAUCAACCGCAGCAUCGGUUCCGGUGGUCGUGCCGGGAAAGGUCUUUGUGCUGCCUAUGUUAAGUGGCUCAGUUAAAGAACCCGGAGAGCGUGAGUUCCACCACAGUCAAUUUGGCAUAGGUCCUCAUGUGUUCAACACUGAUUUCAUUCAUAGAUCAAUUGUCCGACUGUUCCAAUGACCGCACUAUCCUCGAAAAGCAAAAGUGUGCGGACUUUCAAAUAUUUUGUUGACAUAUUCUUUAGUUUUGUUAAGCUAUUGUUAACUUUUAUACUGAAAUAAAC
This is a messenger RNA of Haliotis rufescens (red abalone), 949 nucleotides long. RefSeq lists its product as uncharacterized. The record is from RefSeq and is a predicted model, not a curated record. The transcript has 3 exons. The coding region runs from base 24 to 743 and encodes 239 amino acids. Lineage: Eukaryota; Metazoa; Mollusca; Gastropoda; Lepetellida; Haliotidae.